Abrus precatorius (Indian licorice) is the source of this 2711-nucleotide messenger RNA. RefSeq names its product putative glycerol-3-phosphate transporter 1. The transcript is spliced from 3 exons. Gene Ontology annotation, cellular component: membrane. Bases 162 to 1709 code for a protein of 515 amino acids. Gene Ontology annotation, biological process: phosphate ion homeostasis; transmembrane transport. Lineage: Eukaryota; Viridiplantae; Streptophyta; Magnoliopsida; Fabales; Fabaceae. Gene Ontology annotation, molecular function: transmembrane transporter activity. The record is from RefSeq and is a predicted model, not a curated record.
AGUAAUCACACGUUCCCCCUCUGCGUCUGAAAAGCGCUUCCUUCGUUAAGCAACUGUCACCUUGCGGAAGCACAGAUACGCAAGCUCUUUCUUCAACGCUGCUCAACCACUUCAGACACGAGUUUGCAACAAAACAAGCUCAGCAUAAGUUGUGUUCAUACAUGGGUUCACCAGAAUUGUUGGCAGAGAAAAGUUCCAGCAAGCUUAUUGGGAUUCGGAUCCUACAGUAUUUAGAAGGAAGCCCCGUCUCCUUCAAAACCCACCAAGCCAUCGUUUUGAUUGUGACAUUUUUUGCUUAUGCUAGUUAUCAUGCCACACGAAAAACCACAAGUAUUGUGAAGAGUGUGCUUGAUCCACAAUCACCAGACAUAGGCCUGAGCUUUCCAUUGAGGCUAACCAAUUUCAAUGAGUCAACUGGAUCAAAGAGACCUUCUUCAAAACUUGGAGAUGGUUGGGCUCCAUUUAAUGGAUCAGAUGGGACAUCCCUUCUUGGUGAAUUAGACGUUGCUUUUCUUUCAGUCUAUGCUUUUGGUAUGUACUUUUCUGGACAUUUUGGUGAUCGGUGCAAUUUGAGGAUUUUUCUGACAGUGGGGAUGCUAGGAACUGGAUUGUUCACUUCACUCUUUGGUGUAGGGUACUGGGGAAACAUCCACAACUUCUACUAUUAUUUAGUAGUUCAAAUGAUUGCUGGAUUGUUUCAAUCCACUGGAUGGCCAUCUGUAGUUGCUGUUGUGGGGAACUGGUUUGGGAAGAGCAAGAGAGGGUUGAUCAUGGGAAUUUGGAAUGCUCACACUUCUAUUGGGAACAUAGCAGGUUCUCUGAUUGCUUCUGCUAUGUUGGGCUAUGGAUGGGGUUGGUCGUUUGUGGUGCCAGGUCUAAUGAUUGCUUUCGUUGGUUUGGUGGUUUUCCUUAUAUUGCCGGUCUCCCCUGAGUCUGUUGGAGCUGAUAGAGAGGAGGAUGAAUACAGUUGUCCAAAGAAAGGUGGAGAAGUUUCAGAGCCACUGUUAAGGCAAGAAUCUCCAAUUGAGGAGAAAGCAGUUGGGUUCAUAGAGGCAUGGAAAAUUCCUGGGGUUGCUCCUUUUGCUCUUUGUCUGUUUUUCGCCAAAUUGGUUGCAUAUACGUUUCUCUAUUGGCUCCCUUUCUAUGUUAGCCACACAGCAAUUGAUGGGAAAUAUAUAUCUAGUGAGACAGCAGGAUCUCUAUCCACUUUAUUUGAUUUUGGAGGGGUGCUGGGUGGAAUUCUUGCUGGCCACAUUUCUGAUCACUUAAAUGCUAGAGCCAUAACAGCAGCAAGUUUCAUGUACUGUGCGAUCCCUGCUCUCUUCUUUUAUCGAAGUUACGGGCACAUUUCCUUGAUUUUAAAUGGGGCAUUGAUGUUCAUCACUGGCAUGUUCGUGAACGGUCCUUAUGCUCUCAUAACCACUGCAGUUUCGGCUGACCUGGGAACACAUAAGUCAUUGAAGGGUAAUUCACGAGCCCUGGCAACCGUCACGGCAAUCAUUGAUGGAACCGGUUCUAUAGGGGCUGCAGUUGGGCCUUUAUUGACAGGUUACAUAUCUGCGAAGAGCUGGAGUGCUGUUUUCACAAUGUUGAUGGCAGCAGCUUUAGUCGCAGGGUUGCUUUUGACCAGGCUUGUAGUGUCAGAGGUGGCCGCAAAGAUUGAGGAGUCGAGGUCUAAUAGAGCACAAGAAUGUCAACUCGAAGUAUAAGAAUAGUUUAGGGGUCACAGCAGUAUUGUGUUGCUGUAUGUGUAGUCUAGGAGAGCCUGUGAAGUCUCUCAUUCACGGCUUCAGGUCAUGAAAAAAAGAGGAACAUGCCCAACAGUGUUUAAUUGUAGAGGACAUCUUUAACCUCUUAACCUUCAUCACAAUAUUGAAGGGCAGGUUCAGAUGUUCUCUAUUUGUACAUUGUGUGAUAUACCCAAUUACCCAUUCUAGUAUAGAUUAUCAUCCUUAAACACCAGCUAUUCAAGAACUGAUUGUAGCUUUUGAAUUUUGGAAAUCAACCAGUUUGGAGGUCAAGCAUGAAAGUUGUCUAGUGAGUUACAAAUUGAUUUUUGUCGCAUUUUUCUUACUGGCUUAAUGGGUUCACCACACUGCAAAUACAAAACCCUCUCUUGUACUCCUAUCUUUGAGUUUGAGGAGAGAAUUACAUGACAUUUGUUUCUAUAUCAGAAACUGACCAAUACUGUUAACCCAUUAAGUACUUAGAUAUACAUGUUUUUCCUAUUGCCGAAAUUUUGGCUUGGGAUCUUAUGUUGUUCAGUCAUAAGUUGCAGUUGUAUCGGGGCAAUUAAGCAAUGAACACAACCCAGAAAUUUUCAGUGACGUGGCUUCAAAAGUUUGCAUUACAAUUCUAUUAUUUAUUGAAGAUUUCUUUCUCUCGGAGCUUGUUGCAUGGAAAUAAUGGUUCAGGCACAAGGGUUGGAGAAGCAAAAUUAUCUUUUUCAGCAUCUGUCUAGAAGCAUUGUUUCUUAAACAGCUUGUAGUUUUCCCUUCUAUCUACCCCUCAAGUAGCUAGUUGCAUCCAAAUAGUCUGGUGUGAAACAACUGUGCACUUGACUUUUGACCAAGUACGACAUUUUUGUAGAAAGCUUUACUAAAAGCACAAAUCUUGUAAUAGCAAAGGGUACAAUUGGUAUGUCAAGUUGAUAGGAUUGUACUUGAGAUUGUUUUGAAAAUUUCCAUGCUAUAAAUUCAUAAAUAAAUUUU